AUGUCUCGCCCUCAGGUCAGCAUCGACCGGCUUAUGCCUCGCCGCGCGACAAUCGAACCGCGCGAGGCAAUGAACUGCAAAUCUUGUCGCAAACGAAAGAUCAAAUGCAAUCGUCUGCGACCGAGCUGCGAGGCCUGCAAGGUCUUUCAAAGUGCCUGCGUUUAUGAUGCCAUCCCGAAAAAGCGCGGCCCCAAAACAGAUGUGCUGGAAGCCCUACUGAAGCGCGUCGAUGGUCUGGAAAAAAGACUCCAGGAUGAAAAGAAUCCCAUCUCGCCUACCUCCCCGGAUCAGAAACCGGAGGAGCUCCCGCUAAGCCAGCCAAAUGGCCGUCGCAAUACCAUUGAUGCCUCGGCUUUUUCGCCAUAUCCAUCCGGGGAGUCGCGACCGUCAAUAUCCACGCCUAUAUCGCAGUCAGAGCAGUUCCCGAGGUCGGGAGGACAUGGCUCGUCGCUGAACUUUGCCCAGCCACCCCCGACACAGAAUGGCGUGUUAUCUGAAAUGCUGUUGGACACCUUCUUCGCACGAUUACAUGGAAAGCCAUUUUUCAUCUUGGAUGAGCCUAGUACGCGACAGCGCCAUCAAUCAAAUCAGCUCUCGCCACAUUUGGCUAUGGCUAUCUCGGCCAUGACGUUGAGGUAUACACACACGAUUGGUCAACCGGAACAAUCCUUACACAUGGGCUUGGAUGCUGCUUUACAAGCGCGCCGGAUGGUUGACGUGGAUAACCCGACAGUCGAAGCCUUACAGACCCUACUUUUAUUAUCGCAGGCUUUCUUUGCCUACGGAAUGGGAAAGAAAGCAUAUAUGACAUUUACAAGCUGCGUGGCUAUGGUAGUCGCUUUGGAUUUGCUGCGCGAAGUGCCAUCCAAAGCUAGCCUAACGUUACAGGAGCGUGAGAUGAGACGCCGACUAUUUUGGGCAGUAUACCUUAUGGAUCGCUUUAUUGUUUGUGGAUCACGUCGUCCGUGCCUCAUCUCAGACCACUCUAUCGUCCUACGUCUACCUUCAUGGUCUCCCCACGCGGCGGGUCUGAACAUGGAAGGAGAAUUGUUCCAUGUUGGUCCCAACAUUCAAUACUCCGCAGACUCGCGCCGAAAGUCUCCGAGUGCUGCAUCGUUGCUCAUCGACAUUACCCGAAUUUUGGGGGUGACAAAUCGGUAUUUGGCUGCCGGUGGAGUCAAGGGGGACUCCCAUUUCCCUUGGCAUGCUCUUUCGAACCUGUCCAAGAUUCGACAGGAGUUGGAUAUAUGGGCCGCAGGGACACAGGAUGUAUUUGCAUCGAUUGAGACAUUAUUUGGUCAUCGUGAGAGUACCACGCUACUACUCAGCAAGUUGAUCUAUCAUCUGGUCCACUGUUUGCUGUAUCGUCCAUUCUUGCCCAUCGACCUAGUGGAGCUUAGAGGGACGGGCCAACACCAAUCGUGGCAGAUCGAGGCUACAAACUUAUGUUUCUCCCACUCGAACGCCAUCGCCGAGCUCGUUGAAUUGGGCCGCAAUUCUCCACUUGUCGAGUGGCCUGCCUUUGUCGGAUAUUGUGUUUGUACGGCGGGCACUGUUCAUGUUCACGGUGUGCACUAUAAAGGCCGCGAGGGUGAGGUCUUCUCAUCCAGUGCCGAGUUCCUGACUCGUGAGAUGCACCAAUUGACUUGGCUGCGCACUGCUUGGGCAGGAGUGCAACAUCAACGCGAACUGCUUCAAACCAUCUAUACCUGUCACGCAGAGCUGGUGCGCAAUCUUGCAAGCAGCCCAAUGCGCUUUUCACCUGUGUUCCAUCUCGAGGAUUUCCUGGACAGAUAUCCGGGCUUGACAGUGGAUGGAGCACAUGUUCGAUUACUGGAUUCCGGGGACGAGCUACGCCCAAGUGCCUCAAACCUGGUCGACCGUCAAGAACACUACUACCAACGCCCAAUGGGACCCCCAUCAUUCCAAAAUCCAGGAUUCUACCCUGACAGACCAACACCCCCCUUCCAAAAAAAUCAAACUCCCGACUCCGAAAGACAUAACUCAAUACCGAAAAUCCAAUCCCAACCAACGCUCUCCCCAGCCCUCCAAUUCCACCAACCACAAUCCCAAUCCCAUCCAUCUCCCUCUCUCUCUUCGAUUUUCCCAGUCCAAUCAACAACAGACCUAUCUCCGACAGACAACAGCCACCUCGCCCUCCCCUUCUCCCCAUCAGCAUUCGGUCUCUCACCGCCAGCCUUCCUAACGGAUCCAAGCCUAAUAGCCCCAACCCCACCUUCAAAUCCACAAUAUGCUACCUUUCCCUUUGACGCACCAAAUCCAAAUAUGAAUGGUACUACGGCCUUGACGCCUGGUGCACAAUCACAGACGUCUGGUUCGCAUACUGCUGGUAGUGAAACGGGUAGUUUAGAGAAGGAUCCGUUUCUUAGUUUGUUGGAGCAGUUGGCUGAGAAUGAAAAUUCGCAGGGUGGGCCCAGUGAGCUUGAUUUCUUUUUGACUGGGGUCGAGCAGGAAGGGGAUAUUAAUGAGGCUGAGAAGGAGUUGUGA
Messenger RNA from Penicillium pulvis, 2508 nucleotides. RefSeq names its product transcription factor domain-containing protein. Gene Ontology annotation, biological process: regulation of DNA-templated transcription; DNA-templated transcription. The record is from RefSeq and is a predicted model, not a curated record. The transcript has 6 exons. The coding region runs from base 1 to 2508 and encodes 835 amino acids. NCBI's taxonomy places the organism in Eukaryota, Fungi, Ascomycota, Eurotiomycetes, Eurotiales, Aspergillaceae. Gene Ontology annotation, molecular function: DNA binding; DNA-binding transcription factor activity, RNA polymerase II-specific; zinc ion binding. Gene Ontology annotation, cellular component: nucleus.